This is a messenger RNA of Salmo salar (Atlantic salmon), 2804 nucleotides long. RefSeq names its product kelch-like protein 26. NCBI's taxonomy places the organism in Eukaryota, Metazoa, Chordata, Actinopteri, Salmoniformes, Salmonidae. Gene Ontology annotation, molecular function: protein binding. The record is from RefSeq and is a predicted model, not a curated record.
AGCUGAUUACACUCCUGUUCCUUGUUAUAUCUGUGCAGUGGUUUUCCCAGACCAAGACUUCCUUGCAUUCACAAAAGUACACAGUUGCGCGCGCGCUCAGUGCAAACCCGAAAAAAGUCCCAGCACAACAGAACAUUUACAUCUGGUGCAGAGAUCACCAUAUUUUAGCACGGGGGAAAGUAACAUAAUUGGCUUAUCGAUAGGCUUGAUGCGUUUAUUUUGUUAUGUCUUUGACCUACUGCUACAUUAGAAAAUGGCGGAGUCGGAUGGUGGGGAUUUCGCCUCGAAUCGUCCGCAGAACAGGUGAGGAUGACACUCGUGGUGAAAUCAAUAUGGGAAAACUGUAUGUAGACCAAAAGGCAGCCAGAGAUAAAUGGGCAUGUGAUAGGCCUACAUGACAUCCAGGAGAACAUACCGGUAUGGCUAACCAGAAUAGCACCCUGCGUUGCACGUUCUCAGCCCCAAGCCAUAGCGCCACUCUCCUGCAGGGCUUGUCGGUCCUGCGAGUCCAGGGGCAGCUCCUGGAUGUGGUGCUGGCCAUCAAUGAGGAGCGCUUCCAGGUUCACAAGGCAGUGCUGGCCUCCUGCAGUGACUACUUCAGAGCCAUGUUCACCGGAGGCAUGAGGGAGUCAAACAAGGACACCAUUGAGCUGAAGGGCUUGUCCGCCCGCGGCCUGAAACACAUAAUUGACUUUGCUUACAGCGCAGACGUCACACUUGACCUGGACUGCAUUCAGGAUGUACUGGGAGCAGCUGUCUUUCUCCAGAUGGUCCCAGUCGUGGAGCUCUGUGAGGAGUUCCUCAAGUCGGCCAUGAGCGUAGAGACCUGCCUGAACAUUGGCCAGAUGGCCACCACCUUCAACCUGUCCUCCCUCAAAGAGUCUGUGGACACCUUUACCUUCCGCCACUUCCUGCAGAUCGCGGAGGAGGAGGACUUCCUGCACAUUCCCAUGGAGCGCCUGGUCUUCUUCCUGCAGAGCAACAAGCUGAAGAACUGCAGCGAGAUCGACCUGUUCCACGCUGCCAUCCGCUGGCUGCAGCACGACGAGGCCCGCCGGGCCGGAGCCAACAAAGUGCUCUGCCAUGUUCGAUUCCCCCUCAUGCGCUCCUCGGAGCUGGUGGACAGCGUGCAGACGGUGGACAUCAUGGUAGAGGACGUGCUGUGCAGGCAGUACCUCCUGGAGGCCUUCAACUUCCAGAUCCUCCCCUUUCGUCAGCACGAGAUGCAGUCCCCUCGGACCAUGAUCCGCUCCGAAGUAGUUUCGCUCAUUACCUUUGGUGGGACACCCUACACUGACAAUGAUCGUACUGUGAGCAGUAAGGUGUUCUAUCUUCCAGACAUUGCAGCGCGUCAGUUCAAGGAACUAACGGAGGCGGAGACAGGUUCCAGCCACGCCUGUGUAUCGGUGCUGGACAACUUUGUUUACGUAGUAGGCGGGCAGCACCUGCAGUACCGCAGCGGCGAAGGGGCGGUGAACAUCUGCUUCCGCUAUGACCCGCACCUGAGCCAAUGGCUGCGCAUCCAGCCGAUGCAGGAGGGGCGUAUUCAGUUCCAGCUCAACGUUCUUCAAGGACAACUCUACGCCACUGGGGGGCGCAAUCGAUCUGGAAGUCUGUCGUCCGUAGAGUGCUACUGUCCCAAGAAAAAUGAGUGGACCUACGUGGAACCACUGAAACGCAGAAUCUGGGGCCAUGCAGGAACUCCCUGUGGUGACAAGCUUUACAUCUCAGGGGGUUACGGUGUCUCGGUGGACGAUAAGAAAGCCCUGCACUGUUAUGAUCCCACAUCUGACCAAUGGGACUUCAAAUCGCCCAUGAACGAGCCCAGAGUGCUUCAUGCUAUGAUCAGCGCCAAAGACCGUGUUUACUGCCUGGGCGGUCGUAUGGACCACGUGGACCGCUGCUUUGACGUCCUGGUGGUUGAGUAUUAUAUUCCAGAGAAUGACCAGUGGACCACUGUUAGCCCCAUGCGAGCAGGACAAUCUGAGGCAGGCUGCUGCUUGUUGGACAAAAAGAUCUAUAUCGUUGGAGGGUACAAUUGGCAUCUAAACAAUGUCACAAGCAUCGUGCAAGUGUACAACACAGAGGCUGAUGAGUGGGAGAGGGACUUGCACUUCCCUGAGUCUUUUGCAGGAAUUGCGUGUACGCCGAUCAUACUUCCACAAACCACCACGCAACGGUAAUCCCUCCGCCCAAAGUGACUGUGACAAUUUGAUUCCAUGGGUGAUUCCUCAUGAAACCGAAAACCCCCAAAAUACCAUGAUUUGGGGGAUUUUCAGUCAAUUUAAUCCACAGAAGGGUCCUUUGGAAGAAGGAUGGAUGACACAUACAGUGCCUUCAGAAAGUAUUCACACCCCUUGACUUUUUCCACAACUUGUUGUGUUACUGCCUGAAUUUAAAAUUGAUUCAAUUUGGAUUUUGUGUCACUGGCCUACACACAAUACCCCGUAAUGUUAAAGUGGAAUUAUGUUUUUAGAAAUGUUUACAAAUGAACAAAAACCUGAAAUAUCUUGAGUCAAUAAGUAGUCAACCCCUUUGUUAUGGCAGUUGCAUGUACUCACUCUGUGCGAUAAUAGUGUUUAUCAUGAUUUUCGAACGACUACCUCAUCUCUGUACCCCACACAUACAAUUAUCCAUAAGGUUCUUCAGUCGAGCAGUGAAUUUCAAACAGAGAUUCAACCACAAAUGCCAGGGAGGUUUUCCAAUGCCUCGCAAAGAAGGGCACCUAUUUGUAGGAAAAAAAGCAGACAUUGAAUAUCCCUUUCAGUUAGCUCUAAGGCAGACAUUGAAUAUCCCUUUGAGCA